Molecule: messenger RNA, 3550 nt
Organism: Dunckerocampus dactyliophorus (ringed pipefish)
Lineage: Eukaryota; Metazoa; Chordata; Actinopteri; Syngnathiformes; Syngnathidae
Gene: adnpa
Product: activity-dependent neuroprotector homeobox a
Exons: 4
Coding region: 360-3152 (930 amino acids)
Biological process (GO): regulation of gene expression
Cellular component (GO): nucleus
Source: RefSeq, a predicted model, not a curated record
CCAUUUUGGAUUUCGAGUCAGCUUACUUUGGUUCAAUAUCACAAGCUAGCAGGUUUCAAUUAUCCACCGGUGCAACAUUUCACACAGAGCACUGGGUGGUGCUGACAGGCCUUUUGCUCGAGGACGUUGUUUUCCCACCGAUGUCCGUUACUUACAUCCUGCGCCGUAUCUUUCCUUCUGUCAUCUUACAGUCGUGCCAGUGGCGGUGAUAGCUGGCUGGCUAGCUAGCUUGUUAGCUAGCCGCGAAGAAGAGCAUCGGCACCGGCUUUUUGAGCUGAAGAAAUAUCAACAGGCCGCCAGAUAUUUUUCGCCGUUUGUGCAGUGAGGUUAUCGGCCCACCCGGCUUAUCACAAGGAGAAAUGUAUCAAAUCCCAGUGAACGACGUGACAACACUCAGGAAAGCCAGGACAAAAGUUAAAAUUGCUCUUGAAGAUAUUGGUUUGGAGUAUUGCAAGGAGGUGAUAAAGGAUUUUAAGGACUUUAGUCCAGGUGAGGACAUUUUCAAUGAUACGCUACAUACUGAUGUCUGUGUGUGGGACCCUGCUUACUCUAAGAUACAGGACUAUCGAUCAAGGCCUUUUUGCUGCGGAGUAUGUCGUUUUUCUUCCAGAAGCUACCCGAGCUACCAGAAUCACUUCCGCCAUGCGCACAAAAGAACAAUUCAAAACAGACUUCUUCUUAAGUGCUCUCACUGUGCAUUUGUUGGGAACAAGACAGCGUUGGAGAUCCAUGUGAGAAUAUUCCACAAAGACAGAUUAGAACAGCAGCAGGCCGCUAGGAGUGCUGCCAUCAGACAGAGACAGAUGCAGCAAAAGAAGCCUCCCAAUGGUGCUGCAAGGCCAAUGUACUAUUGCAAAAAAUGCAUGUACCGUGAUACUCUGUACAACGGCGUGAGGAGGCACAUCUACAGAGAACAUUUUAAGCAUGUUGCCACACCAUAUCUGGGUAUGGUUUCCAAAUCAUCCGUUCAAAAUGGCGCUCCUUUCAACGGCGAUAACAUCCUAUGCAAACGCUGCAGGUUUACCACCAAAAGCUACGAGUCACUUGUGCAGCAUGUCAUCGAAUACCACGAGCGCAUUGGUGCUCAAGUAACUACUAUGAUAGGGCAUUCUAAUGUUUCCGUCUCCAAUUUGCCAAGCAUGUCCCAGAAGUCCUCCAUGAUUGUCAACGGGGGAUCAUCACUUGUAGUUAAUACAAAGUCACAAGUCAUUGGCUACUUAAAGCCAGCGUCCCCUGUUUUUAAAGCUCAGUCUUUGGUCACGGCCAAAAAGGCCCCUGUUAAUGCGCCUAGGAGCACUGCCGCUGAAAGUAGUGGGCCUGUUGUUAAUACAGGCCAAACACAGAAGUGGAAGAUAUGCACCGUGUGCAAUGAGCUCUUUCCUGAGAACCUGUACAGCGCCCAUUUUGAAAGUGCGCACAAGGCAAGGAUAGUGUGGGCUCUGGCCAAGUAUAUCAUGAAAAUCCAUAACUUCACUAGCAAGUGUUUGCUUUGCAAUCGCUACCUGCCUAGUGAUACACUGCUGAACCACAUGCUAAUACAUGGGAUCACUUGUCCGCAGUGUCACUCUGCUUUCCACAGUGUUGAAAAACUCCUCGACCACGAGCGCCAGGUUCACCUUGAGGCUUAUGUCGGGCCCCCGGGAGCAUCACCGCUAACUUUUGAUCUCACCAUCAAACAAAACAUACAGCUUCAUAUUCUCACCUUUAACAUGAAGAAGGCAGAUAGCCAAGAUCAGUCGUUAGCUAGCUUGAAUAUGGGCAACCCCCUUGUCAAAGCGGCACCGUCCACGUUUUCAGAGAUAAAGACUCAAGCGCUGGACAAUAUGUUCUGUACAGUGAUGGAAGCCAAUGAGUCGGAGAAGACGAUUUGUCCGCUGUGUUGCGCCAUUUUAAAAGAUCCUGUCCCUGAUGCUUUGGCAAUUCAUCUGAGACAGCGACAUCAAGUGCUCCAAACAAUGCAUCCCGUUGAAAAGAGAUUGACAUACAAGUGUAUUCAUUGCUUGGGCGUGUACACCAGUAACAUGGUGGCUUCCACAAUUACACUGCAUCUUGUCCAGUGCAGAGGAGUAGGAAGGAACCAGGGAAUGCAAGGUCCCAAGGCAGCGUUGCCCCUUCACUCAUCAGGAAUGAACAUCAUUAAGAAACAGUCGCCAACACGUGCGGUAACUCACCCCAGGAAGGUCAAAAUGAGUAAAGCUGGUGAAGGGGGCCUGGCCCUAGAUCCUAAAAUCAAUGAGAAUAAAACAUAUGAGGCUCGUAAAAACUUCCUAAAAGCCUACUUCAAUCAAAAACCUUAUCUUUCCUCCAAAGAAGAGAAGAAACUGUCUGCUAGUCUGUGGGUGUGGAAAGCAGACAUCUGUAAGCACUUUGAAACCAUGCAAAAUGUAUGCAAAAGACAAUGUGAGACAUCAAAUGCAUCUGUGCUGCUGGGUUUUGACAUGCAGGCUCUCAAGAAAGUGAAACACGACAUGGUCUUUGAGAACAUCCAGCGUGACGGUACAUCAGAGGCGAGGUCUGGUGGCCUCAAGUCUGGUACUCCAAACAUGACCCAAAAUGUGACACAAAACUGUACAAAACUAUUACCCCAAAGCAUCUCCUCUACCAGGCAGACCACAUACACUGAGCCCAUCUUGAUUGACUCAGAUAGUGAACCAGAAAUGGAACCCAUACCCGUUGCUAACACAAAUGGUGACUCGGACCAGCUGGAGGUCGAAUCCCGACAGACAGCAGAAUCAACAGAAACCGAACCGAUGCCUGUUGAUGACACAAAUGAUCAGUCGGACCUGCAGGAGAUGGAAUCCCAACAACCAGAAUCAACAGAAACAGAACCGAUGCCCGUUGACAACACAGAGGAUGACUCAGACCUGGAGAAGACUGAAUCCCAGCAACCAGCAGAAUUAACAGAAAUUGAAUCAAUGCCUGCUGCUCCCAGAUAUCAUGACUCAGACUCGCGCAAAACUGAAUCCCAACAGCCAGCAGAACUAUCAGAACUUGAACCAAUGCUUGUUGAUAACACAGAUGGUGACCCAGACCUGCAGAAGACUGAAUCCCAACAGCCAGCAGAAUCAACAGAAAACACGGCACAUGUAAACACAGUCGAUCCUUCAAGCGGCAAUGAAGAAUCUUUGCAAGACGGACAUGAAGAGGCUUGAAAGCCUUCCUGUUAGUGUCUGCUCUGCAAGUGUGCCUUCAAACAGUUGUCUGAACAAGGAGUUUAAUUCGCUUGUCUUGUCUUGAACAGUAUGUGUCUCUGAAUUUGGUGAUUUCUUUUUUUAUUAUUAAAAAUUGGGGGAGGGGUUAGAUCAAAUGUUGUGGACAUGCAUGCAUUUUGUUAAGCAACGGUGAUAUCACAUGACCACACAUUCGCGUUGUUCCAGGGGUUAUCAUUGUAUAUACUUUAUGUAACACUUCUAAGCGUUCUCAUUUCUGAGAUAUAUAUAUUUUUAAUGAGCUGUCUUAAACCUGUACUAUAUUGCCAGUGUUUAUUUGGAAACUGUACAGUUAUUGCUAAUGUACAAAAUUGAAUAAAACGUUAUUUAAUAAAAUCAAA